GCACGUGGCGCAUAGCCAAACAGUAGUAAACAAUAUUGAGACUUCCGUCUUCCUUUUCUGGCACUUAUUCUCGUCGAUUCUCUUCUCUUCUGUGAUCACGCCAUUUGCGGCAAAAAAAAAAAAAAAAGAAUAUGGGAAGGAAACGCAAUGCUGCAAAGAGUAAAGAAAGAGCUUCCGUGGAUCAAUCCUUGGAGAAAGUAGAACAACAACCAAAAAUGCAAUCCAAUUCUAGUAAUGGAUCUUUGAAAAAGAAAGGGAAACAUGUUGUUGGCAUUAGUGUUAGGCGCUCUGUACGACUUCAAGGUACGGCUGUGCACACUCACAACCAGGACAUUGAGCGUUUAAUUGAUGAGGUAACUUUGACUGAAAGUGAGAAAGAAGAUGAACCAUCUACAGAUGAGAUGGAACAACCCAAACCAACUAUGGAAAAUAAAAACUUGGAAGAUAAAGUUGACUACCUAAUACAACUAGUAGAAAGCCAACAAAGCAAAUUUUCACCUCAUGAGAACCUGUGUAUGUGUCAUGCCAGAUAUAAAAACUUGUAUUUUGACUCCCAAAAGAAGAUUGAAACCUUAACAAAUGAAAAUCAUCAGCUAGCUUUGAAGUUGGAGAAUGCUCUAGGCAAACUUGAAUCAAGUGACUAUUUCACCUCACCACUAGCCUAGGAAGGAGCGCCACCUGACCUGAAGAUCGGCCAAUUCCCAGAAUUUGAUCAUCGGAGUACUCACGCGCUACUUCUUUCCUCGACAACGUGAGUCGCCAAUCUCCUUCUCCAACAAGCGUGAGGUCUCACCACUGAGACUAUUGCACUCAGAAAAUGACGACGAUCAUAACCUCAAAAGCCUGUCAUUGUUUGCCAUCACAUGUGCCAUUACAGUCGUCAAAAUAGUUGUCUUCGUUGAAUUUUCUCCCUAUUUAGACUUCGUUCACCUUUUUUCGAUAUUGUCUCUUUAUGUACAACAUAUGUUGAUCCUCUAUUGCUGCAAAAUCAUUUGAUCAAGCACCUUCUUGUUGUAUUUGACUUUUGAUUAUUUUGAGUAAUAUUAUGGUUGAUAAUAAACCUAUAACUAUGGCUGAUGUGGUUCUUGUAAUAUCAAAAAUCACGGAACACUAGCGUAAUGGUUCUAAUAAUUUGGAAUAGAGCAAGACAGUUCAACUUUAUCUUCUAAGCCUUAAGAAAGAUGAUUACCUUACAGAAACCCUCCUACGGGUGGUCCUAAACAAGCAUGACUAAGAGAUGAUGCCUGAUUAUUCCUAUGAAUACGAAAUUUCAUUGAAAGUAAGGUAAUUAGCGUAAUUAAUCACUGUGAAUUAGUUAAAGAAUUGAUGAAGUAUCUAGAUUUCCUGUAUUUUGAAAGAGAGAAUAUUUUUCUCAUAUAUGAGUUAUGCAAAGCCUUUUAUUGUGCAAAAAAACAAGAUAAGACGAUUACUUCCUAUUUUGUGGACUUUAUAAGAAUUUAUGAAGAACUCAAUAUAUUAUUAUCAUUCUGUCCUGAUGCCAAAGAUUAACAAGCCCAAUGAGAGCAGAUGACCAUUAUGAGUUUCUUAGUUGGUCGUCCUCUUGAGUUUGAGGCUAUUGUCUUAGAUACUUGCUAGUCUUGAGAUUUCAUCAUUACAUGACACAUUUACUAGGGUACUUCAUACAUAAAGUAUUUUAUCGUUUCAGAAUAAUAGUGCUCUUAUUGGUCAAAGUAGUGCACAUGAAAUUGGAUGCCCAUAUAAUAGAUUGGUAAUAGAUGAGAGGAAUCAACAAUCAUGAUAGAGUUAUUGAUAAUCGGAGUAAAGAUUCUGGAGGGAUUGUUUGCUAUUACUAUCAUGAGUCUGGACAUGCAAAACGUACUUGUAGAAAAUUGUAGAAUCGGACUUAGAAAUCUGAAUUAGCACAUAUUGCAGUCACCAACACUGCAACCAAUUCAUCAUCUAAAUAGACUAUUAUGAUUUUUGCAGAUGAAUUUGUCAAAUUCUCUUAGUACCAGGAAUCACUGAAGUCUUCAUCAACUCUUUUCACUGUAAUUGCUGAGUCAUGUAAACCAAACACGUCUUAUUUCCUCAUUAUCCAAAUGGGUAGUUGAUUCUAAUGCCAUAGAUCAUAUGACAAGUAAUCCUAGUCACUUUUUUACUUUCCAAUCACAUGCAUCUCCUUCUAGUGUUACUUUAGCAGAUGGAUUAACAUCAUAUGUUCUUAGUUCUGACACUGUUGAUCCAACUUCAUUAAUUUCCCUGUCAUCUAUCUUAAGUUUACAAAAA
Messenger RNA from Mangifera indica (mango), 2247 nucleotides. RefSeq lists its product as uncharacterized. Lineage: Eukaryota; Viridiplantae; Streptophyta; Magnoliopsida; Sapindales; Anacardiaceae. The record is from RefSeq and is a predicted model, not a curated record. Bases 132 to 665 code for a protein of 177 amino acids. The transcript is spliced from 4 exons.